GUUUCUCUCUGUGCGCAGCAGCGGGGGCGCCGUGAAGAGGUCUCCGUGCUUUGUAGGGGACUUUCUCCUCCAUCUCCGUCCACCGCACCGCACCGCACUCCCUCCCUCCAGACUCCAGUCUCCAGGCAAAACAAGGACAACCAUGGGCUUCGUGGGUCUGAGCUCCACGGUUCUUCUCGCCUCUUUGGUCACGCUCGCCGGUCUUUGCUCCGCGCGCUCCGACGCGCCGCGGGGAGUCGCGCUCGGGUUCGUUUUCGACCCCAAAGCGACGUGCGACCCGCCGUGCGAACACGCAGGAAUCUGCACCCGCAACAACACAUGCUUCUGCUCCCGGGGCUAUGAAGGAGAGACCUGCCAGUUUGCCAACUGUUAUCCCAAAUGUAAGAACGGAGGAGAGUGUCUUCGACCUGGAAAAUGCAGAUGUCCUCCUGGAUUUGGAGGAAGAUAUUGUCACAAAGUGACGUGUGAUGGCGGAUGUUGGAACGGAGGGGAAUGCAUCGCUGUCAACGGAGUGGCCAAGUGCAUCUGCCCCUCAAGCUGGGCCGGCUCAAAAUGCCAAGAAGCGAUUUGUCCCCAAGGCUGCAGGAACGGAGGAAUCUGUGUGGCUCCAGGAAUCUGCAGCUGUCCGGAGGGCUGGCUGGGCGGUGCCUGCCAUACUGCUGUGUGCACUCAGCCCUGCCUGAACGGAGGGAAGUGUAUUUCUCCUGACAAAUGCCGCUGUCGCCCCCCUUAUUCUGGUGCUCGCUGUGAGGAGAGGAAAAAUUCCCACUAGUGUCAAAGGUCAAGGAGGCCCAAUCAGGAGCUUUAUGCUGAUGAGGACAAAUAUUGUUUUUUUUAGCUGAACAUUGGCAGUUUUUAUAUUGUUUACCAUAUCAUGUCAUUCUUUUUUAAAAAAAAAAAAACAUUGAAUAUGUUUAAUGUUCUUAUUUGACUGUAUAAACUUGUUAUGUACUAUACUGUAAUUUGUGUUAUUAAAUAAAUAAAAGUGUGAAUUGCAUCAUUCAACGAAAUGAAAAAACCAUA
This is a messenger RNA of Thunnus maccoyii (southern bluefin tuna), 1023 nucleotides long. It is a transcript of the gene seraf, whose product is annotated as von Willebrand factor D and EGF domains. Lineage: Eukaryota; Metazoa; Chordata; Actinopteri; Scombriformes; Scombridae. Bases 143 to 772 code for a protein of 209 amino acids. Gene Ontology annotation, biological process: anatomical structure development. The transcript is spliced from 5 exons. Gene Ontology annotation, cellular component: cell surface; extracellular region. The record is from RefSeq and is a predicted model, not a curated record. Gene Ontology annotation, molecular function: signaling receptor binding.